AUGAGCAAAGGAAAGGUUUGCCUCGCCUACUCUGGUGGUCUCGACACCAGCUGCAUCCUCAAGUACCUCAUCGAGGAGGGCUAUGAGGUUGUUUGCUUCAUGGCCGAUGUUGGCCAAGAGGAGGAUUUCGAGGCUGCCCGCACCAAGGCCCUGCAGUGCGGUGCUCUGAAGUGCGAGAUUGUCGACAUCCGCCGCGAGUUCAUUGAUGAGCUGUGCUUCCCUGCCAUUGCUUGCAACGCCGUCUACGAGAACGUUUACCUGCUCGGCACCUCGCUCGCUCGCCCCGUGAUCGCCCGUGCCCAGAUCGAAGUUGCCCAGCGCGAGGGCUGCUUCGCUGUUUCCCACGGCUGCACUGGUAAGGGUAACGACCAGGUUCGUUUCGAGCUUGCCUUCUACGCCCUGCAGCCCACCAUCAAGGUUAUCGCCCCGUGGCGCGACCCCGUCUUCUACGAGCGUUUCGCCGGCCGUAACGAUCUCCUUGCCUAUGCCGCUGAGAAGGGCAUCCCCGUCACCUCUACCAAGUCCAAGCCCUGGAGUAUGGAUGAGAACCUGGCCCACUGCUCCUAUGAGGCCGGUAUCCUGGAGGACCCCGACACCACUCCCCCCACCGACAUGUGGAAGCUGACCGCGGACCCCUUGACUGCCCCUGACCAGCCCGAGGACUUCACUGUCCACUUCGAGAAGGGUAUCCCCGUCAAGCUUGAGUACACCGAGAAGGGCCAGAAGAAGGCCGUCACCGACUCCGUUGACGUCUUCCUGACUGCCAACGCUAUCGCCCGCCGCAACGGUGUUGGCCGUAUCGAUAUUGUCGAGAACCGUUUCAUCGGUAUCAAGUCUCGUGGCUGCUACGAGACCCCCGGUCUCACCUGCCUGCGCGCUGCUCACAUCGAUCUUGAGGGUCUUGUUAUGGACCGUGAAGUCCGUGCCCUCCGUGACCAGUUCGUCACCUUCAACUACUCUAAGCUCCUGUACAACGGCAUGUACUUCUCCCCUGAGCGUGAGUUCCUCGAGUCCUCUAUUACCGCUUCCCAGAAGUGCGUCAACGGCCAGGUCCGCUGCCGUGCCUACAAGGGAACUGUCUCCGUCCUCGGCCGCUCUUCCGAGACCGAGAAGCUGUACGACAUGACCGAGUCUAGCAUGGACGAGAUUGGUGACUUCUCCCCGCCGAGACCACUGGCUUCAUCAACGUGUCUGCCAUUCGCCUCAAGAAGUACGGCCAGAUGA
Penicillium waksmanii is the source of this 1224-nucleotide messenger RNA. Its product is annotated as argininosuccinate synthase. The transcript is spliced from 9 exons. Bases 1 to 1224 code for a protein of 407 amino acids. The record is from RefSeq and is a predicted model, not a curated record. Lineage: Eukaryota; Fungi; Ascomycota; Eurotiomycetes; Eurotiales; Aspergillaceae. Gene Ontology annotation, cellular component: cytoplasm. Gene Ontology annotation, molecular function: argininosuccinate synthase activity; ATP binding. Gene Ontology annotation, biological process: L-arginine biosynthetic process; urea cycle.